UUAAAAAAAAAAAAUCCUAUAUUCUCCUCGUCAAGUCAUCGCUCUGCUCCACAGGAAGGGGGAAGAGAGAGGAAGAGGGAGAGAUGGAAGGGAUCACGCAUCGGACGGUGGCGGUGAACGGGAUCAACAUGCACAUCGCGGAGAAGGGGGAGGGCCCGAUGGUGCUUUUCAUCCACGGCUUCCCGGAGCUCUGGUACUCGUGGCGGCACCAGAUGGUCGCCCUUGCCGCCCGCGGCUACCGAGCGGUCGCCCCCGACCUCCGCGGCUACGGCGACACCGACGCCCCACCUUCCACCACCGACUACACCAUCUUCCACCUCGUCGGCGACCUCGUCGCCCUCCUCGAUGCCCUCGCCCAAGACCAGGUGUUUGCGGUGGGGCAUGACUGGGGGGCGGUGGUGGCGUGGUGGCUGUGCAUGCUGAGGCCGGACAGGGUGCGGGCGCUGGUCAACAUGAGCGUGGCCUUCAGCCCCCGCCAUCCGGCUCGUCGGCCGGUCGACUCGCUCAAGGCUUUAUUUGGAGACGACCACUACAUCUGCCGCUUCCAGGAACCUGGAGCAGCAGAAGCUGAAUUUGCUCGUAUUAAUACUGCAUUGCUACUUAAGAAGUUCUUAACAUAUCGCAAGCCAGCACCACUCCUUAUUUCUAAGGAAAAAGGAUUUGGAGGUUCCCCUAAUACUGAGAUCACCUUGCCUUCAUGGUUGACAGAAGAAGAUGUAAACUAUUACACUAGCAAAUUUGAGAAGUCGGGAUUUACUGGAGGAUUAAACUACUAUCGGUGUCUGAACUU
Elaeis guineensis (African oil palm) is the source of this 790-nucleotide messenger RNA. The record is from RefSeq and is a predicted model, not a curated record. NCBI's taxonomy places the organism in Eukaryota, Viridiplantae, Streptophyta, Magnoliopsida, Arecales, Arecaceae.